Messenger RNA from Phytophthora nicotianae INRA-310, 4059 nucleotides. RefSeq lists its product as hypothetical. Gene Ontology annotation, cellular component: nuclear pore; nuclear pore outer ring. Gene Ontology annotation, biological process: post-transcriptional tethering of RNA polymerase II gene DNA at nuclear periphery; regulation of DNA-templated transcription; protein import into nucleus. Gene Ontology annotation, molecular function: structural constituent of nuclear pore. The record is from RefSeq and is a predicted model, not a curated record. The transcript has a single exon. Bases 123 to 3506 code for a protein of 1127 amino acids. NCBI's taxonomy places the organism in Eukaryota, Oomycota, Peronosporomycetes, Peronosporales, Peronosporaceae.
CGAAGUCGCUGCUACACGUUAUUAUGCCAUAGGCGUCUAAUGGAAGCGCGAUACCAGUGGCAACACCAGGCAUAUAUCGCUAGACGAACGGUGCUUUAACUUCACAUGUCAUGUACUACUAGAUGAUGUGCGCCACACUAAUUGUUGUCCGGAUAACUGCUUCAUCCGGAUACCGUGUGAGUGGUUCCCUCACUUUACUAUCGCCGAAUCCGAUGGCAGGACGCUCCUCUUCCAGCGGCGACGGCGCGCGGCGCAGCGCGGCGGUGCAGCGUCUGAUCGAUAGUGCAGACCAGUCGCUGAGUCUAUUGGCGUCUCUAGGUGACGCACCCGCACCUGGACCACCGCGUAGUACGGGCUUCGGCGCCGAAAGCGCAAUUCCCAUGAGUACAGAGACCUUCCAUUUCUCGUCAACCUCAGGAUCCUACGACGACAUGGAGGGCGAGGGAGAUGAAUCGAAGGUGUCAGCAAACGAUGACGCGCGUCUAUUAGAGCCUGUAGUCAGUACAUCAGUGCGCCACGGCCUUUUACACGUCAAGGGCGUGUUCCCAGACCAAUCUACAGAGUUCGUGGACGUGGAUCCUCAACUUACGACCGUCGGAGAUCUCAAGCGUGCACUAUGCGAGCGACGUGACACUGUACGGGAUCUAGGCUUCUCAGCGAGAGAUGCACGCGUCAUGUUCGGCGGACAGAUCGUAGAGGACGCGUGGCUUGUGGUGGACUGUGGCAUGGGCUUCGAAGGAGCCAUCCACAUCGUCAGGGCAGCUGCAAUUGGAGACAGCUUCCUUAGCAGAGGCGGUGACCUAUUCAGUGGCAAGAAAACGCAGCAAACAGACCCUAAACUGUCCAUUUCGUCCAUCUCGUCGGUGUAUGCACAGCCUCAAGGUCCGUCACUGGCGAUGGAUCAGUUGGCUACAUCCAAUGAUCACGUUAUGACCCAAUUGGCUACAUUCAAUAAGUCACUGUCGCUCAGUACAGUCCCGUCAGCUAGAGGAGACUUGUUCUCGCGUCAUGUUCGACCGGAAGAAGCUUCUUUUGCCGAGAUGGCGGCCGACUUUUACGAAAACCUGAAGGACGUGGAAGAUUCGGAUUUAUACUGCGAGAAACUGCUGAGUGGAUACAUCGGAGUGCUGCAAAACAGACUGGAGAAAAUGGAGGCUUCACUUGCAGGCACCAGCAAAGCACGGGCGCCGACGUUGGCACAAAAGCGACUUCAGAACGAUAUCAAGGAGCUGAGAGAUGAACGCAAUACAUGGAGACUGCUGUUUGAGCUGCGGCGAGUGUGCCACAUGAACAAAGACAUAGCAGACGGUGAGGACACGCUAAUGAUGCUCGGCGCUGAGACGGAGGAGCUACGGUUCGAGAUGCUGGAGGACGACGCCGUGCGGCUACUGGAAACGCGUAACGAGGCAUUCAAGAUCCAGAAAGCGGUGAAGGCGUGGCUGGAGAGUAUGGCACUGGAGAGCACGAUUAAGCUUAGUGAGAAACGUGACGCUAGUGGGUCCCGUACACUGAGAAUGAUGAAGAAACAGGUUUUUGCAGGAGACGUUCAGAUGGAUCCUGAUGCUGUUGUGCGUGACGGAGACGCUCACAUUUUGCCCGAUGACUUGGAGGAUGAAGCUGAGCUGAUGAAGGCUCUCUGGCUGUACGUGCGUGCUGGACGGAUGGACGAUGCCAUUGAUCUGUGUAUCCGCUUGGGUCAGUCGUGGAGAGCGGCGAGUCUUUCGGGAGGCAAUCCUGCUGGCGCUAGUGAGACCAAUGAGCGUCAAGAUUUGUCGUUGGAGCGAUGGGGAAAUCCGUUCCGUGCACUGUGGAAAACAAUGUGCUGGCGCUUGUCCGAGCAGAAUGCGAACGGAAAGCUCUCCAAGAGCAACAGCUUACUUGCGAAACAGUAUGAGGAGCUUAUUUACGCUGCGUUAAGUGGCAACAUUCAGGUGAUUACGAAGAGCUCACUAUGCGAGAGUUGGGAGGACCACUGCUGGGCGUAUCUCCAGGGAAUUACGGAGCAGCAACUGGAUGAAAUUUUGUACAAACUACUGAAGGUGAAGACUCAGUCGUCGCAGUUGAUCGUUGGCAACAAUGUCCACUACUUACGUCACUAUUCGAGCUUGCUUGACAAGACCAAAUACCUUAAACGUUACCAAGUGGAUCUGGACACACUGUUCGAUGAGCUACGUGGAAGCCAAAGCGAGCUGGUGCGAAUGCAAGCGAACCAACCACACCGUCAGAUUCAGUCCAAGUUGGUGACGGCCAAGUUCCAGUUCAUCGUGUCGAGUAUCUUGGACACAGUACUAUUCAACCCGGAGGAUGACUCGUACAACUGGGAUCUGCAGCUCAACUCUACGGUGCAGGCCGACGAGACUUCGUCUCUGUUCCUGCGCUUUGCAGCCCACUUUAUCAUGUUCGCUAACUUCACUGGCGAGCAUUUCGACGAACAGGCAGGCCACAUGAUCCUCAAGUUGUAUAUCCGGCAUCUAGUGAAGCAUCGGCAGUUGCAGUUCGUGCCAGUCUACGCCUCUCGACUCCCUACAAACGGUGCUAUCGAGAUCUACGUGCAGAUGCUGUCCACAGUCGAGGACAGUUUAGAACGCGAGCUGUGCAUCAAGAGGAUCCUGGAAUACGCUGGCAUGGAGGUUCUCUCAAUAGUGCUGCAGUCUGUGGUGGAACGUCUGUGCGAAGAGUAUCGGUUGGUAGCGCAGGAUCAACAGAAGGGCCAGCCUGUGUCUUCCGACAUGCCCACAACAGAGAUCGACAGGAGGCGGAUCCGGACCAUCGAGUUUCUAUGCUUCUACCCUCAACAUCGCGCAGAGGCAUUGGUCCGUGCCAAUUUACUUACGCGGCAAUUUCUUCUCGAGGGCAAGUUUGCUGCUGUAAAGGAGCUCGUUGAAGAGAGCUUACCGGAGGACUCUAUCGGUGUUAUGGACUUGAAUCGCGACUCACAGGUGCUGUGUGAGAACGACGAGAUUGAACGAGCUAUGCGCGAGUUCCUGUGCUGGCGCGCUUAUAUUCAGGCCUGUGCGCAGUACGAUCUGUGGAGAAACUGCAUCAACAGUCCUGGUGCAGAGACGCUGUCUCUAUAUAGCGAGGAGAAAGAAUACCUGGCAGAUCUCAUGUUCCAUGUGUCACGGUCGGCUGCAGCGACGCUAGAGGUGUUGCACUUUGAAAAUGGAUGGCUCUUGGGUUGCUCUAACGAUGCUGCAGAGGAUGCUGCUAUCCGGGGGCGAUGCUUGCCGGCGCUGGUGUUCAACCUGCACUUUAUCCAACUUGAAUCAGCCAAGACAAUCAUGCGCUUGAACCACUACCCAGAGGAUGCCAAGACAGAGCUGGCACGACCGCUACUUGAGAAGUCUAUCGAGGUCGCUGACGUUGUGGCCGACGAACACUACGCUGUCUAUCAAGCACUAGACCAGGAUCAGUGCCGGGACCUGCUUCAUGGCUUCCGUGAGAGUGCUGUGUCGCUGGCGUUCGUUGAAAGUAUGCAGCUUUCUCCAGAGUCAGAUCAAGAUUAACCUGUGACAAUUAGAGAGUUAAAGGCAUCUGCGGACGCAAUAGCACGAUUCUAACGCAUGUCUCUUUUUGUUUGAACCACUUACUGACGCAGCACUGGAGCAGCAGUCUUGGAAAACGCUCCACCGGAGUUGAUGGCGCCAACAAGGUACUCUUCAUACAGUGUGCUUUUGCUGUCCACAUAGGCUUCCAGCAUCGUGUGAGGGACUCGCCAUGCUCGUGGGUAUGGCAUUCCGUGCUGGUUCCAUGUCCACGCGUGCUUGUCCAGGUUGUCUCCGUUGUUUUUCUUGACUAAUAGCACAGAUUCAACGCCAAAUUCAGGUGUAGCAGCCUCCAGUCUAACGUCGUACGCGCCGUCGUCAACUAGGACACGAGCAUCCGGUGUGAACAGCGUCGCGCUGUUGAUACUGACGCCAAUUACUCCUGUAAGAUCAGUCAGGAUGCUGUCAGUGUAAGUUCCUUGUACUCGAAUGACGCUGGUGUCUGCUGGUGGCAUGAAGAAGCGUAGAUUGGAUUCACGGUAGGCUCCAAACCACGACGAACAGCGCAGAGUUG